This is a messenger RNA of Leptopilina boulardi, 1300 nucleotides long. RefSeq lists its product as uncharacterized. Lineage: Eukaryota; Metazoa; Arthropoda; Insecta; Hymenoptera; Figitidae. The transcript has 5 exons. The coding region runs from base 290 to 1300 and encodes 336 amino acids. The record is from RefSeq and is a predicted model, not a curated record.
AUAAAAAAAGUGUGAACCUUUGUGAAAAAGAAACUAUUAAACCAACCAAAAGUUUUGGUUGGUUAAAUAAAAAUAGUAUUUUUAUUUAAAUUUCAUAAUAUUUAUUGUAGAUGAUCACUUAACUGCGAAGAUCAAUUUAAUUCAAUCCGAAAAUUCACAGUCAACUUCAACAUCCAAGACAAAUGAAAAUUUUGACACAAUUUCGCAGAAUAUUUUUGCUGACUUUUUAUAUAAAUCAGAAGACGAAUACCUGAAGAAAACUGAAAAUGUAAAGUCGAAAAAUGAGGAAAUGAAAACAGGAGGUGAAGAAAAAAUGAAAGAUGAGGAUGUAUUAACUACUCCAUUUUUCAAUUUGCCUCAAGAGAUUCAACAGCACUUGGAUAAAUUGGCUCUUCUUAUCCCGGAUUCUUUCUAUGGGAAUCGUAAAGAUGACGUUACAGCAGGAUUGUAUUCCAAUCCAGAAGAAGUCGAAGACAAAAUGAAAAGAAAUCCUUUUAACGCAUGUGUACGAAUUUUAGCAGAAAGAAUGAUAACAGCUGAUUGCACUACAAGAGAUGAUAUUUUGCAAAUAUCUAAGUUGGCAAUUGACAAGUUUAUAGGACUGAAAGGAACGUCGAAAGAACCUCACGAGAGGCUACAAAUGGGGCUAAUAAAUUGUCUAAAAAAUAGAAAAACUCGAUCGAAUCCGAAUCGAAAUAAAGCUGAUACAUCUAGAGGUAGAAAUACUGGUAACGAAAGGGAAAGUACUGAUACUAUGCCCGACAGCUGCUUAGAAAUGGCUGAAGAAUAUUCUCAUAUCGAAAGAGAUAUUUUUCGAUUGAAAAAAUUACUCACAGACACACGUGAGACACGAAAAAGAGAUUCGCGAACUUUAACUGCCCAGGAUUUGCUAAAUAAAUACCCAGCCUUACAUGAUCAAAACUUGUUUCUUUGGGAAUUUGAAAAAUUGGUUGACAUGCCAAUUAAGGAAAUGAGAUCAAAUUUGAAAAUCAACGCUUCGAAGGAAACAGUGCCAGCAAGUAACAAAGCACCAACCUUAAUUUCAGUCGAUGAGCAUUGUGAAAUGCUUAAGUGCUAUGUGGAUUCUGAGCCUCUACACUGUGCGAAACCUUUAGAAGCUCUAUUGCUUCUUAUUGCUUCGUACUACAUUUUUAACAUAAACUACGAAAAGAAACACAAUCUGCAAUUUUUAUUUUUAGAAAGAAUAAUUUUUGGAGAAAAAUUUCGCCGAAUUUCUCCUAUAAAUUCGAAGUAUUUAUCACUUUUAAACCUUCAAGACAGAGCAAAAUUGGCCUUUUAA